UGAUUGCCUCUUCUAGCUGCUUUGUUCUUUCAGAGCCCAGCAUGGGUUUCCUGACUGCUGUGACUCAAGGCCUUGUGCGGGGAGCCGACAGGAUGAGCAAGUGGACAAGCAAGCGGGGCCCACGCACCUUCAAUAAGGGCCGGGGUGCCAAGAGAACGGGCAUCUAUACCGCCGACAGGAAGUUUGUGCUGAUAAAAGAAAUGGUCCCGGAAUUUGUUGUCCCGGACUUGACCGGCUUCAAGCUCAAGCCCUACGUUAAUUACCGAGCUCCUGAAGGCAUAGACACACCCCUGACGGCCAAAGCGCUCUUCCUAGAAACAGUUGCACCUGCUAUUGAAAAAGACUUUAAAGAAGGGACUUUUGAUGCUAACAACCUGGAGAAAUACGGCUUUGAGCCCACACAGGAAGGCAAGCUGUUCCAGUUGUAUCCUAAGAAUUUCCCGCGCUAGAAAACAGGAACCGAAGGUUUGCCUACAAAGUGGGGACAGUACUGACCAAGGCCUGGACUCUUGAGUGUCUCGAAGAGUAGGGGCAGCUCCCUUGUUCAUUCAUAUUAAAUGUCUUUAGUAUCACGUACAAUGCGUGUUUUUAAUCAAGCCAUUCGAGUGUUCUGUAGGGCAGGCAGACUCCUUGCAGUAGCGUUAGAGUCAAUAACAAAUUCAACCAAGUCAGGUCUGGGAAAACGCCUCUCUUGCUCCAAGGCAGAGGGUAGUUCCUGUCUGGUGAAAGUGACUAUACCCAAGGAAAACGUAAAGAUGGAAGCCACAAGAGCACUUAGUACCAUACUGCUUU
Messenger RNA from Acomys russatus (golden spiny mouse), 792 nucleotides. RefSeq names its product mitochondrial ribosomal protein L41 (gene Mrpl41). Gene Ontology annotation, molecular function: structural constituent of ribosome. Gene Ontology annotation, cellular component: mitochondrial large ribosomal subunit. Gene Ontology annotation, biological process: translation. NCBI's taxonomy places the organism in Eukaryota, Metazoa, Chordata, Mammalia, Rodentia, Muridae. The record is from RefSeq and is a predicted model, not a curated record. The transcript has a single exon. Bases 42 to 449 code for a protein of 135 amino acids.